Molecule: messenger RNA, 1640 nt
Organism: Clunio marinus
Lineage: Eukaryota; Metazoa; Arthropoda; Insecta; Diptera; Chironomidae
Source: the annotation of a GenBank genome assembly
ACGCAAACAAGUUUCACUUCUUGCAUCUUUAAGUAAAGUAUUUUUCCGUGCUGCAAGAGUAAAAAUGCCAAGAUCACGCAGCCGUGACCGUCGAAGAUCUCGGGACAGAAGAAGUCGUUCAAGAGACUUCAAACGAAGAGACAGGAGCCUUAGUCGUGAUAGACAUCACAAAAAAGACAGACAUGAGACAACAAGAUAUGAAAAACGUGAUCGUGAUAGAUCACAAGAGCGUCGACGUCGUGAUAGAUCAACAGAUCGACAUCGUGAUAGAUCCUCAGAUCGGCAUCAGAGACAAAGAGAUAGGUCAAGAGAUCGUGCAAAAAAUCAUACUCGCCGUCAUGAUCGUGAAAGAUCUCGUAGCCAUUCGAAAAAGAAUCGCAGAAGCUUGAGUCCGCACAUUAAAAACUUCACACCAAAGUCUGCACCAAUAAUACAACAUUCCGCGUCUCAAGUAAAUUCAAAGAGUCAUUCAAUUCAAGUGCCAAAUGAUGAAAACACCAACAGCAGCAGUGAACAGUCAACAACUCAACACUUUGAUCCUCGAAAUGCUUUUGAAAUUUCCAAUGAAUUUUCACGUGAAGGAUUUGAACAAUUUACUCGUGAUCAUGGAAUUGAUUUCAGCAAUAUUGAGACAGAUGAUGAUCGUGUUGUUGUGCAUGAAAAGAUGGAAGAACUCUUGAAAGCUCACUUCGCAGCACAAGGAAAAGUUUAUCCGCCGCCAAAAGUUGAAAAGCCAGCAAUAAAUGCUGCUACAGGUUUUGCUAAUGACGGCUCGUUCAUGGAACAAUUUAAGAAAAUGCAAGAAGACUACAAACUCCAACUUGAAGCUGAAAAGAAAAGAAAAGCUGCUGAAGAACGACUUAAGAGUCUUCCGAUUCGUCGUCGUUUUGGAGGAAAAAUUCUAAAAACAGGAAUCGUUGCUAAAACGAAACUGAAUGAAGAUGGAUCCGAAGUGCCAUCAGCUGACCCUUGGUCGGUUUAUCUCAAGGAAGUUCAGAAAUAUAAGAACUCUUCAUGCGAUUCUGACUCAAAAACCCGUCCUCUUGUGAAAUAAACAAAUUAAAAUUCGCGUGCUCUUAUCAUUUCCCAAAUUAUAAAAUUAUUUCUUAGCAUGCUCAAUUUUUCUUUCUUUAAAAUAAUUUGUUGAAUAUCUUAUUGAAUUUAAUACUUCGAGAAUCACAACACACACAAAAUCAUUCUUUGUCAAUUUUAUUCUAGAAACAGUUUUAACAGUCGUCAGAACAUUGCUAACAAUAUACUUACAAAAUGGCACCGAAAGCAGUAGAAACUGAGAUUGAAUUGAAGACAGCACCCUUCGAUCCACGGUUCCCAAACACUAACCAAACUCGCUACUGCUACCAGAGUUAUCUCGACUUUCACCGUUGCCAGAAGGUAAAGGGAGAAGGUGCCGAAGUGUGCCAGUAUUUCCUUCGUGUCUACAGAUCCAUGUGCCCAAAUGCAUGGGUUGAAAAAUGGGACACUCAACGUGAAGAAGGAACGUUCCCUGGACGAAUCUAAAUAAAAAACUAUUAAACCAACAGUUGGAUAUAAAACCAGACAUUAAAAUUCAAUUUAGUUCCAAACGCAGAGAUGUAAGAAGAGUUUGAAAUAAAUAAGCAAAAAAAAUCACAUUUAAAAAA